GACAUUUUGUAGAGUUUUAACCUCAAACACAUUUACGAGGUAUUAUUUUCUUUUUGCCACGGAAUAUUUGUGCAAAUUUCUUUAAUAAUUUUGUAUUUAUUGUUUGGAUUUAUUUAUAAACACGAUAUAAAAUGAGUAGAAAUUAUCAGGAAGACCAGAACAAUGAAAUUGAGGCCUUGGACUCUAUUUACUGUGGCGAUAUGGAGAUUUUGGAAACGGAGCCUUUUCAUAAAUUCCAAAUACCGAUAGCCACCGAAGAGUAUGAUAAAGAGCAAGGUGAAAAUGGUUUGGCUUGUUUUUUGGUCUUCACAUACACACCCACUUAUCCCGAUGAGGCACCUUUAGUGGAAAUCGAUGAGCCUGUCAACUUUGAGGAAGGCUAUGAAAAAAGACUAUUGGAACAUAUAGCAAAAUCUAUAGAGGAAUAUAUUGGCAUGGAAAUGAUAUUCAGUUUAGUGAGUACUGCACAAGAAUGGUUAAAUGAGAGAUGGGAUGAAUUCAAAAAAGCCAAAGAAGAGGAGGCCGAACGUAAACUACUAGAAUCUGAGGAAGCCGAACGAAAGAAAUUUGAGGGCACACGUGUCACAGUGGAAUCAUUUAUGAAAUGGAAAUUAGAAUUUGAGGAAAGCACCGGUAUAGCUGCCAAAAGAGAAAAAUCUUCCGAUUGCAAGAAAUUGACGGGUCGUGAACUGUUCAUGCGUGAUACCACCCUUAAUGAGUCUGAUAUUAAAUACUUGCUGGAAGCUGGUGAUAGUAUUGAAAAUGUUAAAAUCGAUGAAACCUUGUUCCAAGGAAUUGGUGAACUUGAUUUGGAUGAAGAUGACGAUGAGGAUGAUGAGGACUGGGUGCCUGGUGAUGAUGAUUAAACAUUAAAUUAAAUACUCUUUAAUAUAUGUUGAAUUUUUAAGCAUA
Molecule: messenger RNA, 912 nt
Organism: Lucilia cuprina (Australian sheep blowfly)
Lineage: Eukaryota; Metazoa; Arthropoda; Insecta; Diptera; Calliphoridae
Product: RWD domain-containing protein 1
Exons: 2
Coding region: 132-866 (244 amino acids)
Biological process (GO): cytoplasmic translation
Molecular function (GO): protein binding
Source: RefSeq, a predicted model, not a curated record